AUGGGAACUCGAUUCUUGCUCUUGUUCUUGCUUGCAUGUCUAGUUCUUAUAUCCACGGCCUCAAGUGAGCAAAACGGUGAUGGAACAGUUAGAAUUGGAUUGAAGAAGAGGAAACUAGACCGAGCCAACAGGCUAGCUUCUCAGCUUGUCUUGAAAAACCGAGGAGGAUCUUCUUGGUCUUACAAAGAUUAUUUCCGCAUGAAAGAUGCAAAUUCGGAUAUUGUUCCUCUGAAAAACUAUUUAGAUGCUCAAUACUAUGGUGAUAUCACCAUUGGUACUCCACCUCAGAAGUUUACUGCCAUCUUUGAUACCGGAAGCUCCAAUCUCUGGAUACCAUCUACUAAAUGCUACUUAUCGAUUGCUUGUUAUUUUCAUUCAAAGUACAAAGCUAGCCAGUCAACAACAUACAAGAAGAACGGUUUGUAUAACAUGAUAGACAAAGGUCUGGUUAAGGAACCGGUUUUUUCGUUCUGGCUUAACCGUAACCCGCAAGAUCCAGAAGGUGGUCAGAUUGUUUUUGGUGGAAUGGACCCUAAGCAUUUCAAAGGAGAGCAUACUUAUGUUCCAGUGACACAUAAAGGUUACUGGCAAUUCGACAUGGGUGACCUCAACAUUGCUGGCAAACCAACCGGAUAUUGUGCUCAAGGUUGUUCUGCUAUUGCUGAUUCCGGAACUUCUCUGCUUACCGGUCCAUCGACUGUCAUCACAAUGAUCAAUCAUGCCAUUGGAGCAGUAGGAGUCGCGAGCCAGGAGUGCAAAAUCGUCGUAGAUCAAUACGGAAAAACCAUGUUGAAUUCACUUCUGGGUCAGGCGGAUCCAAGGAAAGUAUGCUCACAGAUAGGACUCUGCGGUUUUGAUGGUUCACACAGUGUGAGUAUGGGGAUAAAGUCAGUUGUAGAAGAUGGACCAUCGGAUCUUUUAAACGAAGCUAUGUGCAGCGCCUGCGAAAUGGCAGCAGUGUGGAUGCAGAGUGAAUUGACUCAGAACGAAACACAAGAACGCAUACUCACUUAUGCUGCUGAGCUCUGUGACCAUAUACCAAUGCCGAACCAACAAUCAGCAGUGAACUGUGAGAGGGUUUCAUCGAUGCCUAUAGUCACAUUCACAAUUGGUGGCAAAUCCUUUGAUCUCUCACCUCAAGAUUAUAUAUUCAAGAUUGGGGAUGGAGUUGAGACUCAGUGCACCAGUGGUUUCACUGCCAUGGACAUCCCUCCACCUCGUGGACCUCUCUGGAUCUUGGGUGAUAUCUUCAUGGGAACAUACCAUACUGUGUUCGAUUAUGGGAAAGCAAGAGUUGGAUUCGCCAAAGCUGCUUAA
Molecule: messenger RNA, 1317 nt
Organism: Thlaspi arvense
Lineage: Eukaryota; Viridiplantae; Streptophyta; Magnoliopsida; Brassicales; Brassicaceae
Source: the annotation of a GenBank genome assembly